Molecule: messenger RNA, 813 nt
Organism: Mucor velutinosus
Lineage: Eukaryota; Fungi; Mucoromycota; Mucoromycetes; Mucorales; Mucoraceae
Gene: RAB4B
Product: Ras- protein Rab-4B
Exons: 2
Coding region: 1-813 (270 amino acids)
Molecular function (GO): acyltransferase activity, transferring groups other than amino-acyl groups
Source: RefSeq, a predicted model, not a curated record
AUGACCACCUUGGAGAUUGCAAAUAGAAAAAAGGAGAAUAGACUGAGUAGAAGGCUCACUGUCAGUACUACAGAGCCUUACAUCAACAUUCGACCCAUCAUUAAAAAGGCCGAUAAAGAGGCAGCUUAUACGCUGAGUGAAGCUUAUGCAGACAACAGCCUACUCAACUGGGUGACGGGUUCCAUCAAGGAUCAAAAGAAAAAGUUUGAAAUUUAUCAGGACAUCUUCAAGGUGCUUAUCAGGACAGCGGCAAGUGAGAGCCGAGAAUUUGCAGUACAGUUGAACGGAUGCAAAGGCGUGUUGCUUUGGUCAGAGGGACACAGCGACGUCUUGUCGAUCGGUAAUGUCAUGAGCAAAAGAAGACUUUGGGGAAGUUUGGGCGGAUUAGCGACCAUGCGAGCGACAUUGAUUCAACAUCGACAUCUCAGUAAGAUGAAGAAGAAGAUCAUGGCAGGUCGAAAUCAUCUCUCCAUCAAUUUCAUUGGCGUAUUACCAGCAGAAAGAAGACAGCAUGUAGGCACCCAUCUCCUGCAAUACGCACUUAGCAAGGCAGACGAGGCCCAACUACCUGUAUUUGCUGAAGUUUGGGGCCAACACUGCCUCAGUUGGUUUCAGAAAUUCGAUUUUCAGGUGCAAGCGGAUAAGAACUUUAGUGAUAAAGAGAAUGUUCAGAUUUAUUAUGUGGUGCGUGAACCCAGAACAGAGCCAGGAACGCCUAUGAAGGUCAUGACACCAGCCGAUGCCAUGGCUGCUCUACAUUUAGAACCACCGAGAGAGGACGCACUGGUGUCUUUGGAACAGAAUGCCGACUAA